ACCGCUAUAGCAUGACCAACAAAAUAACAAAUAAAAAUGUGUGGCCUUUUAAAAAAGUAUAUCUAAUUAAAAAAAACUCGUCAUAUUGAAUUUCAUACUGAAUAAUAGUGUCACGGCUGCAUGUAUACAUAUGCCAUGUAAUCGGAGUGAAGUCUCGCUAUAUUUUCGCUGAGACACAGCGGUUUGUUUUGGUUUCAUUUCUUGUGUACGUCAUUGUGUUUUCAAAGAUGGCUGGACUCGAGCUGCUCUUCAACUGCGUGUCAAGCUCUAUAACCUGCUGUCAAGAUGCUUUGAUUUGUUUUGUACACUGGGAAAUAGUGAAACGCGGCUAUAAAUGUCUGGGGACUGGAGAUGACCCUCGAGAUGGAGAAAAGAAAUCCGAACUGCUUCCCUCCGGCUGGAAUGAGAGCAAGGAACUGUAUACACUCAGAUACAGAUCAAAUGAUGACAAGUCAAGCAUACUGCUCAAAGCUUUCACAGUGGAUUCAACCCUCAUCUUCAAUUUAAUGGACUCAACAACAGAAAAAGUAACAGACCUCACAGUUAACAUCAGCGACUAUGUAGAUGAGGCUAAUCUACAGACAUUUGAAAGCGUGUUUAAGAACACAGAGGAGUUGACCAAGAAGCUGAAGUCUUCACUGUUGCCUUCUGAAAAGGACGUUCAAGCAAAGACAGAGAAGAAGAGAGAGAGUGAAAGAGCCUCAAACUCAAGAGACUCAAACAGUGAUCCUCUUCUGAUCCAGACCAGAGUCCCCCCGACCAGACACCCACCAAACUGGCCUGACCCGAUGGCUCCGUUUGCCGCUGGAGGUGCUGACCUCGACCCCUUUGGGGGAAGGGCAGGAGGAAUGAUUGUCGAUCCGUUACGUGCCGGGUUUCCUCGCUCAGGGUUUGACCCCUCAUUUGGGAUUCCUGGAGUCCUCCCGCCAGGCGCUGUGCCUCCUGGUGCCCGCUUUGACCCCUUCGGACCAGUUGGGCGUCACAGACCCGGGCCAGACCCAGAUCACAUGCCGCCGCCAGGUUAUGAUGACAUGUUUAUGUAGAAUAAAGAAGACUAACCAUGUUUCUCACCUAUAAAACUUCCUUUUUCCAUAACUUCCCAGACUACUCACUGCCCCACAGUGACAUGCACUUUGCGUUUGAAUAAGCCUAUUUAAAAGGGUUGUGAUGAAACAUAAUUUCUAUUAAAAAUGAACUAAACAUCUGGAUUGUUCUGACAAAGCAAGCACUUAUAAUUCCAUUCUUUUAUCUUUGAUUUGUAUUUAUCCUGUUUGUUCUUUUCGCUAAUGGUGAAUUGGUCAAAUAAAAACAGCUUUUCUU
This is a messenger RNA of Xyrauchen texanus (razorback sucker), 1320 nucleotides long. RefSeq names its product proteasome inhibitor PI31 subunit-like. Gene Ontology annotation, biological process: proteasome-mediated ubiquitin-dependent protein catabolic process. Gene Ontology annotation, molecular function: endopeptidase inhibitor activity; proteasome binding. Lineage: Eukaryota; Metazoa; Chordata; Actinopteri; Cypriniformes; Catostomidae. The transcript has 7 exons. The record is from RefSeq and is a predicted model, not a curated record. Bases 228 to 1043 code for a protein of 271 amino acids.